Trachymyrmex septentrionalis is the source of this 1200-nucleotide messenger RNA. RefSeq names its product cilia- and flagella-associated protein 58-like. The transcript has 4 exons. NCBI's taxonomy places the organism in Eukaryota, Metazoa, Arthropoda, Insecta, Hymenoptera, Formicidae. The record is from RefSeq and is a predicted model, not a curated record. The coding region runs from base 130 to 1200 and encodes 356 amino acids. Gene Ontology annotation, cellular component: cytoskeleton.
AAAUAAUAAAAAAUGUAGGUUGCGAACGUAUCUAUUGAGGCAGGCGUGAAUAACAUAACAAGAUUAGAGAGUUUAAUAAAAGACCAAAACAUAACGGAUGAGAAACUGCGAAAGGAAAUAAGCAAGCUGAUGCUAAAGAAAAUGAAUCUGCAAACAGAUUUCGACAAUGCAAUCGCCGAGAUAGAAAAACUGGAAAAAGAAAUCUCCGAAAAAGGGAAGAAGAUAAGAAACAUCAAGUACGAGCUUAACAGAACAAAAGAGGACAACGUCAAAUAUAAACAUGAGAAGGAUUUGAUAGACAAACGAUUGUUGAAAACGGAAUCUGAACAAUCCAAACUGAAGCGUGAAUUAAAGCAAACUUUGAUUAAUGUCAAGAAUGUUGAACAAGAUGCUCAAACCUGUCGCAAGGAACAACUCGAGGACAAACAACGUAUCAAAAAUCUAUUACGAGAAAAAAAUAAAAUUAUUCUUAGCAAGGAGACCGCAUAUGAGCGAAUCAAGCGAAUAGAUCACGAAUUAGUAUUAUGUAGAUAUGGCAAAAAAAAGAUGGAACAUGAACUGGAUAAACUGACACAAACCAUCGACGGCAUGAAAACACAAAUGGAAGUUGUAGAGAAACAAAGGGAUAGAUUUAGCACAGCACUACAAGAAUUAGAACAGAAGUUGGCGAGACAAAUAGACGAAACUAAACAAAAAGAAAUGGAGGUAUUAGAUUACAUGAAGCGCUUGGAUGAUGUCGAAAUCAAGUACCGUCAACAGCAAAGUCUAACCGAAGCUGUCCGUGCGGAACGGAAUCUGUGCAAUAGAAGUUUGAUGGAGACGCAGGAGGAGGUGCAAGAUUUAAAGAGCAAACUGAAAAUUACAAGCCAGCAGACUGAACAAUUGAAAGAAGACAUUGCGAUAAAGGAAGCCAAUCUUGUCAAAAAGGAAUUCCUGUUAAGGAAAGUUGAGAAAGAGAAAGAGGACCUUAAGAAUGAUUUGCAAGCUUCCCGUACCGAAAUAAGCAACUUACGACAACAAAUCGAAGAAAUAAAAAAGGAAGAAAAGAGCCUCAGACAAACCAUACAUCAGGCAGAUUUAGAAAUCGUACGUCAGAAAAAAGAUAUUGAUAACAUUAUGAAUGAGCGCGACAUACUCGGUACACAAUUGGUCCGAAGAAAUGAUGAACUGAGUCUGCAAUACAGCAGGAUGAAGGUUUGA